GUAUAGGUUAGCCGUUAGGCAUUAGUUUACAGUUUACUUUUGUGUAUUUUGUGUGACGUUGUUUACGCGUCAGUGCCAUAUGAAAAUAUUUUUUUUCGAGUGUAAGAAUAUUAUUUUUGAUCUAGGAUCAAUUCUGGAUUAAUUAUGACAUCAUGACGUUCUUGAGUAAUAUUAUCGUUAUUCCAUUACUUUUUAAUUUAAUUCAUAACGUCCGUUCAAUAGACCAAGACUAUAAUACAGAUAGAAUCCCGAAAUCUGUAUACAGAAGACAGAACUGCGUACCGAUUGUGUACGUAACCGGUUCUCACUAUGAAGUUGGAUAUAUGGUCGGACAGACGUUCGGAAAAGUUAUAAGAGAUUUUGUGGACACAUAUGAGCCGUUGAAAGAGUAUUUGAAAAUUUAUGAAACGUCCGCGGAUGGGAGACAAGUAUACAACGAAUGUCUAGAAACGACGGAUAAGUAUUUUCCUCAAUACUUGGUCGAGCUCAAAGGAAUGGCCACCGGCGCUGACGUUCCGUUCCAUAAGCUUUUCCUCAUCCAUUUGGACGAUAUACUAGUGUCAAACGUCCGGGAUACUAGUGCUGAUACGAGUGCUGGUUGUUCUACAUUAAUGGUGAACAUACCGUGCAAAGGACAGUUUAUCGGACACAACGAAGACGCCUUGAAUGCGACGAUAAAUCAUUUUUACAUCGUUAGCGCUCACAUCAAGCCGAAUGGUAAAGAAGGCGGCGGAAUAUUUCCGAUAAGAGAAGAGAAAUGGGAAGCGAUGACUUACGCCGGUUCGCUGUCUGGAUACGCGAGCGGUCACAACUACCAUGGUUUGGUGUUUUCGAUCAAUACGAUAUUCGCGAAAAAACUCCGCAGGAAUAAAAUACCUCGAGUGUUUUUGACGCGAGCCUUGUUGGCUUCUAAGGCCAACAUAAAUGAAAUUCAAGAGAUACUAACCAACCACGGAGCUGGUACAGCGGACGCGUUUCACGUAAACGCCGGUUUCCUUGACGGAAGCAGGUGUACCCGGGUAUUCUAUUCGAUCGAGGUGACCCCGUCGGAAAUCGAUCGGAAGUCAAAAGUGAUCGUAAGAUCGAUAGACACCGCAUCGACAUCCUUUUACACGAACAAAUUACAAUUUUCGGAUUGCGAGGAAUUAAAAGAAUCUGGUUGGAAGAGCAGCGUGGCCAGAGAAAAAACGUUUGAGGAAAUAAUGUUACAGGAUAACAUCUCAAGUUUGGCAGACAUUCUGAGAAUAUUGGGAUCCACUCGAGGUGGAGAGUGGCAAAUUUUUAGGGACAGGGCUAACGAUUUUGUCAACACGAUCAAUCUUGGAGUUUUUGAUUUUGUUGAAAGAACGUGGACGAUAUGGACAAAUAAUCCCUUGACCAAUCCUCCUAUUAUAAAGUUGCCGUUAAAAUUCACGACUUUCAUCAGUCCUACUACAGAUAUAGGAACUGAGAACCAACCAUAUAUGCACAGAAUUAUGUCAGAGGUUUCUGACAUUUAUAAAAAUAGUUUAGAGAAGUUUAAAAAAAUGUUUGAUAUAAAAUUCUAUUAAUCCAAAUUUAAAACUUUAAUUUUACAAGGGCGUUCAUGUUUUUCAUAUUUAAUUACUUAUGAACUAUUGUACUAUAAUAAAUAUGGAAUUAAUAAACUAAUAACCAAUUUAUUUUUUAA
Molecule: messenger RNA, 1669 nt
Organism: Metopolophium dirhodum (rose-grain aphid)
Lineage: Eukaryota; Metazoa; Arthropoda; Insecta; Hemiptera; Aphididae
Product: beta-alanyl-dopamine/carcinine hydrolase-like
Exons: 8
Coding region: 153-1550 (465 amino acids)
Source: RefSeq, a predicted model, not a curated record